GCGUGCCAAUCAGCACACCGGUAGCACGCUGACCCGGAAGCAGAAGUGUCGCUGGCAGAGCGGACCUGAGGCGGGACCAUGAACAUCUUACCGAAGAAGUCGUGGCACGUGCGGAACAAGGACAAUGUGGCCCGCGUGCGGCGGGACGAGGCACAGGCGCAGGACGAGCAGCGACAGCGGGAGGCCCGGGCCCUGCUGGCCGAACAGGAGGCACGGACCGAGUUCCUGAGGAAGAAGGCACGGGUGUCUGCCCUGCCAGGACCCGAUGGCGGCUCAGCACUGGCCCCCAGUGGCGAUGAAUCACGCCACGUCGACCUCUUCCGGGACCUGGAGGAGGGCAAGGGCUCCAAGGCCGGGAACAAGGAGUACGAGGAGGAGAAGCGCAGGGAAAAGGAGCGGCAGGAGAAGGCUAUCGGGCUGCUGACCUAUCUGGGGCAGAGUGCGGCCGAGGCCCAGACCAGCCGGCCGUGGUACCAGGAAGUCCCCGACCGCAGCCGGGAGGCAGAUGUGACCACCCAGGAGCAGCUGAAGGGCAGACUGGACCCGCUGCGGGAGAUGGAGAGGCACCUGCGCAAGAAGAAAGGGGAGGGGAAGAAGCGCAAGAAGGAGAAAGAGAAGCCAGUAGGGGAGAAGAAGGCAAUGGGGUGCUCUACCCCCGUCUCCCUGGAGCAGCUGCGGCGGGAGCGGCUGCAGCGGGAGCAGGCCGAGCGAGCCCGGGCUGAAGCCCUGCUGGCCGGGCAGCAAGGGGAACCCCAACGCAAAGAGGAGGAGGAGCUGGAUGACAGGAAACGCCGCUACAACUCCCAGUUCAACCCGCAGCUGGCGCGCAGGCCCCGCAGCUGGGACGAGAGGGAGCAGCGCUGAGCCCUGCCCGUGCCCCCUAAAGUGGUGGCCGAAGCAGCAGGCCCUGGGCACAGAGAUUCCUGCACCAGGGGUCACACGGCAGGUGGAACAGGGACACUGGCAUCACAGCAAGGCAGCCAGCGUGUGGGAUCCCUCGGCUGACUUAGGGGAGAGAGACACCCUGUGCUGUCCUCUCUGCCGCCCCCUCAGCCAUGAAGUUUGGCAUGGGGGUGGCACUCAGAGAGCGAGAACCCUCCUUGCUCUCAUAGGAGGGUGCUGGCUGCUCCGCUGGGGCCCCAAGCUGGUCACUCGUCUCUUAGCGCCUGGUGUUAUUAGCGGCAGCGGGUAUCAGGGUUACCUGACCGCCCCACAAGGCAGGAGCCUGGCUGCCAAUAAAAGGCAGUUGUCUGUCUUCACUCAUUUACUCACGGGACGGGGGAAAGCUUGGAUAGGAGCAAGCACAGAAGGGAAAACUCAGGCCCGGACUCCUGGGUUCCAGCUGCAGAGGGGUGCUGGGAGUCAGGACAACUGGGUUCUAUCCCUGGCACAGGGACCAGGGGCCAAUGGGUUCAGUGGGGGAAGGGGGGGGGCCUAGCCCCGUGUCAGGGAGUGGAGUUGGGUGUAGGGACUCCUGGGUUUGCUUGCUGGCUCUUCGGCAGGGGGAGAUGUCAGGACACCUGGGUUCCAAUUUCCACUUCUGCCUCUGAUUUCUUAUGCCCCCCCAACAGCUCUCUUCCCCCCCCCCCCCGAGUGCUCACUGUACCAUGGCUGCUGGGGAGGCCCAACCCUUUAGCCCCAGAGGUGAACAGCACCUGCCGCAAGGUGUGUCUGCCCCUCUGCUGAACCCCACCCAGCCCACCCUGGAAUCCUUCAUGGCCCGCACCUGGAUGGUAGAGGAUUGUGGCUUGUCUCCCUGCACAGGGCAAAUGCACCAGGCCAGCUCCCUGUGCUGUCCACAGGGCCAUCAUCUGACAGGGGAAACUGAGGCAUAGGCAGCCCUGGGAAUAGCAGCCCAGGCUCUCCAGGCCUUGGAUUGGUCCCCACAUGGCGCUGGGGUCCUUCUCUCUCCCCCUUACCAGCCAGCCUGCAGCAGGUGGUGUGGCUGCAUCAACUCCUUUUGCUGGGCCCUGCCCACCCCACAGGGGGAUUUUCCCAGCAGCCAAUGGGGGUAUGACGGGGGCAGGGGGGCUUUUAAGCCUAAAGCAGAGCAGGCGGCAGGGAAGGUCCUGCUCUGGGCCUGAGAGCAGGGAGGGGCUGAGCUUGACCCCAGAGCCAGGCAGGGUCCCCCCAUGGAACAUACCAUCCAUCAGCUCCUGCAGAGGGCAGGGGAUCCCCCAUCCCAGCCGGUCACUGACUGUGCAGGGAGGGAGGGCUUGGGAAGAGUCCCAGCAAACUCUGGCACAGUCGUGAAAUCUCACCAACCCCUCCUCCCCCAUCCACUUGCCAAGGUAUUUUCAGAAUAAAGACAAACCAAAACAAAGUCUGGGACAAAUCUGAGUGUCUGUCUGCGUGUGUAACUACAUCCCCAAGGAAAAAAUGGCACCGGACUAGGGCAGCGGCAGACGUCGCUCUAACCACCCGACUCCCCUCCCCGAGCCAGGGAGAGAACCCAGGAGUCCUGGCUCCCAAGCCCCUGUCACUCUAACCACCCAGCUCCCCUGCGUCUCUAGCUAACCGUGCAGCAAGGAGUGUCU
Messenger RNA from Mauremys mutica (yellowpond turtle), 2537 nucleotides. It is a transcript of the gene LENG1, whose product is annotated as leukocyte receptor cluster member 1. The record is from RefSeq and is a predicted model, not a curated record. The coding region runs from base 79 to 864 and encodes 261 amino acids. Lineage: Eukaryota; Metazoa; Chordata; Testudines; Geoemydidae. The transcript has 4 exons.